AUGAGCACAUCUCCCUCCUCAGACUCCGAUCAAAUGCUCGCUCACUUCAGACAAGCCCUCCAGAGCUUCCGCACCUCGAACGCGCCGUUCCGAAUCCUCUCCUCGAUCCCCAAACCUCUCAAUUCAACAACAGCCCUUCCCCCACCUCCGCCUCCAAAAACCCUCUAUAUCCUCGAUUCGUCCUUCAACCCGCCUACCCUCGCCCAUGCCCGCAUAAUUCUCUCCGCCCUCCAUUCCUCCACAUCUGAAUCAACCCCUCACCGUGUUCUCCUUCUCCUUGCCAUACAAAAUGCGGACAAGGCUCCCAAACCGGCGUCUUUCGAAGCGCGAUUGGCAAUGAUGGAAAUAUUUGCACAAGAUCUUCUCGUGAACCUCAAGACAACGUCAAAAUCUGCACCCGAAACAAGUGAAGUUGGGAUAGAUAUCGCAGUUACAACACUCCCAUAUUUUGCAGAUAAAUACCCGCAUAUAUCGCCAUCAGAAGCAUACCCGUUUCCUAGAACGGAACAAGUACAUUUAAUAGGGUACGAUACGUUAGUCAGACUGCUUGAUACGAAAUACUACCCGCCAUCACAUAAUCUCAAGCCAAUCCAGCCUUUUCUGGAGAAACAUAGAUUGAGGGUUACGUACCGGGCUGAUGACGAGUGGGGUGAUCGGGAGGCGCAGGAUAGGUACUUGAGAGAGCUGGGCGAGGGGAAGAGAGAGGAUGUUGGGGGCUUAAGAGAGUGGGUUACGGAGAAGAGGAUUGAGAUGGUGGAGGGGAGGAAGGAUGGCGAGGAGGUCGUAAGUAGUACGAAGGUGAGGAAUGCGGUUUCGAAGGGCGACGAGGAAGCUCUAGGGAAGCUCGUUACGACAGGUGUGAAAGACUGGGUGUUGAGAGAGGGGUUGUACAGAGAGUGA
This is a messenger RNA of Cadophora gregata, 900 nucleotides long. RefSeq lists its product as uncharacterized. The record is from RefSeq and is a predicted model, not a curated record. Bases 1 to 900 code for a protein of 299 amino acids. The transcript has a single exon. Gene Ontology annotation, molecular function: nicotinamide-nucleotide adenylyltransferase activity; ATP hydrolysis activity. NCBI's taxonomy places the organism in Eukaryota, Fungi, Ascomycota, Leotiomycetes, Helotiales, Ploettnerulaceae. Gene Ontology annotation, cellular component: cytoplasm; nucleus.